This is a messenger RNA of Penicillium chermesinum, 294 nucleotides long. RefSeq lists its product as uncharacterized. The transcript has a single exon. Bases 1 to 294 code for a protein of 97 amino acids. The record is from RefSeq and is a predicted model, not a curated record. NCBI's taxonomy places the organism in Eukaryota, Fungi, Ascomycota, Eurotiomycetes, Eurotiales, Aspergillaceae.
AUGGACGGCGAAAAGGCCAGCGAAAAGGCCAGCGAAAAAGCCAGCGAAAUGGACGGCGAAAAGGUUCCGAUCCAAGCUCUGGGGAAAAUGCAGAUGUCCGUGCGCCUCAGAUCGUCCCUUCCUGCUCUUUUGCUUGUUUUGCCCGUUUUGAAAACGCCGGAUACAGGUGCUUUACGUCAUGCAUCAGGGUCUAGGCCCCUAAUUAGCCUGAGCUGCUCGAGCCUGCGCUUAUCCAUCUUUCAGCGCACAGGCCAAGUCGUAUUCUCUCCCAGUCCCAGCACUCAACUGCUGUAG